Molecule: messenger RNA, 789 nt
Organism: Aspergillus affinis
Lineage: Eukaryota; Fungi; Ascomycota; Eurotiomycetes; Eurotiales; Aspergillaceae
Exons: 1
Coding region: 1-789 (262 amino acids)
Source: RefSeq, a predicted model, not a curated record
AUGCGUACUCGUUCUCAGCAGCAGUCACCUGGCAACUUCGUCUCUCUCGAGAAUACAUCUCGUCGGACUCGGUCGACCCGAAGCGCCUCGCAGACCAAACCUGCCAAUACCACAAAUGCCACCGAUCGCACCGAAGAAGAACCUUCUGUGCCUUCUAAACAGCCCGCGCCUCGCGCAAAGGGCCAGCGUUUGACCAAGAAGAAACCCACCACAACUACCAAGAAUAAAGCCACCAAGGCUGCUUCCAUUAAGCCCGCCGCGAAAGCCACCCGGAAGUCGACGCGAAGGACCGCGAAGGCCACAUCCGAAGAGCCCGAAACCCAUACAGACGAGACGCCGGAGACAACCCCAGAAACCGACGAAAACAAAGAAAACGCCGACUAUGCGGUCCAGAAUAACGAGUCCGAUACAGCUACUGCCGAACAGGCUUUAGCUGAGAAGGAUGACACCCAAAGUGAGUCGACCCCAAGCUCGCCACCGUCUACGCCGGCCUGUUGGGCCUCCCCCCAUUCCCCUGCCCCUUCUUCCCCCAAUGCUCCCACCCUUAACAUCUCCAACCUUCCUCCCUUGGGAACCAUCCGUGCCUCGUGGACCGAAUAUCUAUUCGGGGACAUCAGCGACAUUGGCUCGCCCCUUUGCGAACGAUCAAGGACCCCUUUGCUGGAUGAACCUUUGUUUGCCGAUGGCGAACUCGACGAGCUUCUUUCUAUGCAGAUGAGGGGGGCCCUCCUGGCUCGUGACACUCUCCAGGAGGGCCGAGGGGCGAGCCACUGUGUCCAAUCCACUUAG